AUGGCGCAGUAUAGCCAAGUCCACCAAGGCGUCUACGAGAUGGGAUCAGAUGGGUCUUCAACGUAUCAUUCAACUUUAAACCCCAAUGAUCCGUCUAGCUAUGGCUACUUCACCACCGGAAAGCCUGCACCAUUUCCAACAAACAUCGAGUUCGAAGCCAGCCAACACCUCAUGCAUCAAAAUGCCCCAACAGGCUUCGUUCAACGACCAGUACAGCGCCAGCCUUUGCGAAGAAGACUGGGAAAAACGGGAAUGACCAUCAUCAUCCUCGGAACAAUCGUUAUUCUCGUCUCAUGCGCUCUUCUCGUCUAUCUCUGGCAGGGCGCCGAAAAAGCUCGAAACAGACAGCCCCGAGCCAAAGAAUGGGACAAAAUCAUCUUUGACAACUACGCAGCGCAAGUUGCAACGCUUUGUUCCGCCGCAAUUCGAGUAUCGAUGGAUCUUCAGACUUGUCUCGCUGCUGCUUCUAUGGCAGCCAUUGUCCUUGAAACCGCCGGUUGUCGACUUUCUGACCUGGCGAGAUUGUCAAUUUCCAGAGCUUUUGGUUGUGAUGCAAGCCCUUGGGAUAUCUUCCUGAUUACAAAGAGUAACAGGAAAACCCUUUUCCACUGUAUCAUCUUACUCUUUAGUUUCCUCCUAAGCCUUGCCAUGACUUUCACGUCCACCAUCUUGCUUUUCGACUUCAAGACGCUUCCAAUCGCUGCACCAAUGGUCUCAAAGUCAAUUUAUGUUGGGUUUGAUAUAUCCAAGGACACAGCUGUGUUCUCUGGUGUAUCCUACUGGCAGUCCAAGCCGUCAGCACACUGGCGAUUUGCCGAGACGCGUCCCUCGAGCCAGAAACUUGCGCCUAAGGAUGUGGCAGACACUGGAGAUGUUUAUCGAGCCAUGAUACCGAUGGCCAAUGUUGACAACAGAACUUCUCUUGAGUAUUACUCUGGGACUACGAUUGUCAGCAACACGAGGACAGCAUGUGUUGCACCAACCCUCAACAAUGCGACGCUGGAGUAUAUAUACACUGGAAACAAUGCUACGGAAGGUCUUUAUCUCCAAGCAGAAUUCAACAGCUCGACUGGUUGGGAGUCAGGACCUAGCAUCAACGGUUCCUAUCCAGCGACACUGUCGUGCCGUAUCAACAACGAAUGGGAUCAGACGAACUCCACAUCCUGGCCAAUAUCGUUCUGCAGUUUCAACCUGAAACACUUAGCCCCAAAAAGCGAAAGUCUCAAGAACCCCCUUUCACGCCAUCCUUACAACUUUCAUCCAGUACUUCUCCUCAACGCGAGCGAUGCUCUGAGCAAGCUGAGACCCACUUACGACGAGGAUACAAACACGUGGUUGAAUGCGACGAUUCCUGAUGAUAUGCAAAUGACAAAGUCAAAGAGAAAAGGUCCGUGGACGACUGCGACGAGUGAGGACGGGACUCAACUCUUCCAAGCGAGCGUCUGCUUCCUCAGCCAGAACACACCGCUUCUGUACAACGUCACCAUGACAGGUCGAGCGAUACCAUCCGAACCCACAUCGAUUGCGAAGUGGAAGACACUACAGGGCAAGAACGGGACAGAGUUUCUGAAACAGCUCGGCGUAGGUGUAUCGCCCUCUGAUACUGAAGCAAGAGGCAUCCUCGACCUCAAGAUACUCUCAGGGCCAGCAUCUUUGGCAGAUACAGGGGUUGCUGGGUGGGACGAGUGGGUCUACCAAAUGAUUCAUUUCAGUCUUUUCGAUUACAGUAUUUCCGGUGGAUGGACCUUCAACAACGAUGCCUUGCAAGGGUGGUUCGAUACAGUAGCGAAUUGGCCUGCGCACCCUGAGCAUUCACAUCUUUUUCAAGGUGUUCUUCAAGAAACGGAUGAUCCAGCACGAGCGGUCCAGGAACUGUUCUUUCGUUUCUACCAGAUGAUCUUCCACGAUAUUCUACCAUAUUUCACUCAGCAGCAGUCCGUCACAACGAUCAACGUCAAACAGGUUCUCAUCCCGAAUAAAUGGACGGGCUUGAUCGUUAUUCUGUCGGGUGUCAUCCUGCACUUGGCUCUUACGUUAAUGACUAUUAUCAUGUUCAUGGCUUCUACAAAGAGUUCUAUACUUGGUAAUGCGUGGCAUGCUGUGUCGCAGAUUAUUUCGCCAGAAACUAGCGUUGUUGUGGAGACUGUGUCGAGUAAUGGGAUGAGGGAUGGUGAUGUUGCGAAGUGGGCCAAGUCAACAGGUUCUGAUGAACAUUUGUAUGGGUUGUCGACAUGUGCUGAUAACAAGAUUCGUAGACGGUAG
This is a messenger RNA of Fusarium oxysporum Fo47, 2262 nucleotides long. RefSeq lists its product as uncharacterized. Bases 1 to 2262 code for a protein of 753 amino acids. The transcript has a single exon. Lineage: Eukaryota; Fungi; Ascomycota; Sordariomycetes; Hypocreales; Nectriaceae. The record is from RefSeq and is a predicted model, not a curated record.